Molecule: messenger RNA, 1740 nt
Organism: Eleginops maclovinus (Patagonian blennie)
Lineage: Eukaryota; Metazoa; Chordata; Actinopteri; Perciformes; Eleginopidae
Product: TLR adapter interacting with SLC15A4 on the lysosome
Exons: 2
Coding region: 616-1578 (320 amino acids)
Biological process (GO): regulation of toll-like receptor signaling pathway
Source: RefSeq, a predicted model, not a curated record
AUAAAAGCUAAACGGAGAUAACUCAGAAUUUGUGGUGGGACUUAUCAGAAAACGAAAACAGGAAGCAGCAACUGUCGACCCUUUCAGUUUCCUGAUCAUUUUGAUCAUAUUAAAUAUAACAUUCUCUUAUGGUUUACCUCAAUCGCACACCUGUUUCUUUUUUAUGCAGAAACAAAACUUCUGUGGUUUCCAUUUACAGCGUAGAAUAAAACAUCUGCCAUUUCAUUGCAUUUAGCAACAGGACGAACUAAUGCAAAUGUUGAUUCAUAUUUAAUGUUAGAAGUUAAAUAGAUAUCAUUUAAAAGAGUAUGCACUACAGCCGGAUAUGAUCAGCCUGAUAUCAGGUAGCAAAAGGAUGAGAGAGAGUAUAUUUAUGAUUUAGCCAGCUGCAACAAUAAAUGUGCAGAAAUGGGAAGAAAGAAAAUCAUCUAGCAUUCCCACUUCCUCUUAGGGUGGUUUCAAACCAACCCUCGCACAUGAACACACCCGUAUUCAUAGAUACCCCCUACACAUUUGGUAAGGUGUACGGUAUAAAAAUGCAAUGUUUCUAAGAAGCUCUUUGUGACUGAGGAACAACACUUGGCUGACCCAGAGACUGUGAUUCUGCUCCAAGCCAUGCUUUGUGAGGGCAGAUUGCUGAGGAUGACCUAUGGCGAGCUGGAGGAGUUGGAUCCUCUCCCUCCUCAGAAAGCUCCCAAGAGUGUUUACGGGCAGCCGAGAGCAGCUGCGACCCUGGUGCCAGGCUCCAUCACACACACUCCACUCCUUCGUCACAAUUCCCCCGAGCUGACGGGUUGUUUGGACAACACGAGUGAUCCGAUGGCGUUGUACAUUUCCCCGCUGCAGUCCUUUGACGUCCUCAGAGCCCGGCCAUGCAGACAGAUCUCGCCGGAGAUAGAGAUCCCGGCUCAGGCUCGCUCACUGGGUGACGCUCCUUUCUUGGUCCCUUCCUUCUGUCAGAGCAUUUGCCAAAAUUACAGUGACCUCCAUAUUGGAGGUGACCAGGUGCUGCCUCUCUCCACCAAUGAUGGUGAGAUCCGAGUCUGUCCUAAAGCGAAGGCUGUGGGCCCUUUCCUCCACUCCUGUGAUGUCCCCUCAGCUGUGGAGGACUCUCCUCCAGGACAUGCAUCUCAGGGUGGGCUCCUGCAUCCACUGAGAGGGGGCUCAAAUCGCUGGAGACUGGGCAGUGCCCGAGAUCGGAGCUUUUUGUUCCAGGACCAUGAAGGUCCGUUCUCCAACUCUCUGCUAAAUCACUACCUGGAGCAGAAGCUGUUGGAUUUGUACCAGCAAUACAUGAUGGAGAACAUGGCCAGGGAAGGGGCUCCUGGUUCGGAUUCAGACCCGGGCCCUAUACCUCUGCUGGGCUCAGAGCUCGUCCUGACCAGCCUCGACCAGAUCACUCUGCAGCUGAGCCGGGAAGGGAACCUGGAGGCCGGCCUGGCCAAAGACAUGGUCCUCAGCUGCCUGCUGCGGGUGGCCGGAGACAUGCAGUCCAGUGAGAUCAGCACCCCCUUCCUGCAGAUUUCCAAUGAAGCAUCCAGGGAGCAGCUAGGACAAAGAGGAGAAACCCCAGUGUGAAUUAUCCCUUUCAAUAUAGUUUGAUCCCCAAAAUAAAGACGAAACUUAUAAUUGACGUGUCAAUGUUCUGAAAAUAUUAUGUGUCAUAUUUCUAGUUGUUUAUUGGGUGGGUACAGUUUUCCCUUUCUAAAGGACAAUAAAGACAGGAACUCAAAACUGAAA